This is a messenger RNA of Daldinia childiae, 864 nucleotides long. RefSeq names its product 15-hydroxyprostaglandin dehydrogenase [NAD(+)]. Lineage: Eukaryota; Fungi; Ascomycota; Sordariomycetes; Xylariales; Hypoxylaceae. The transcript has 2 exons. The coding region runs from base 1 to 864 and encodes 287 amino acids. Gene Ontology annotation, molecular function: oxidoreductase activity, acting on the CH-OH group of donors, NAD or NADP as acceptor. Gene Ontology annotation, cellular component: cytoplasm. The record is from RefSeq and is a predicted model, not a curated record.
AUGGCAAACUCCAAAGUAGCUAUCAUAACUGGCGGUGCAUCAGGUUUAGGAUUUGAUAUCGCCAGAUCCCUAUCUCAAAAAGGUUGGCGAGUACACGCCUUCGACUUAAACGUGAUUGGCGAAGAUGUCUUGGGGCUUGGUCUAAGUAGCUGCGCUUUCCAUCAAGUUGACGUCGCCUCCUGGGAUUCGCUAUCAUCUGCGUUCCAUGCCGUUUUCAAGGCUGAAGGUCGACUCGAUUUUGUCUUCGCGAAUGCUGGCGUCAUGGAAAAGGGGAAGUUCUUCGAGAGGCACAAUCCAUCUUCGCCGCCACCGGAACCAGAGGAACUAUCUAUCAAUGUCAAUCUCAAAGGAAUAACUAGGACAAGUUACCUUGCUCAGCAUUACUUCAGGGCAAAUGUGAACAACGGCAAGGAUUGCGUUCUCAUUAUGACAUCUAGUGUUGCUGGUAUAUAUCCUCAAUCCAUCACCCCUCUCUACUCGGCCGCCAAAGCGGGCAUAAUAAAUUUUAUGCGCUCGGUCGCCCCUAUCUUCUAUGAAGAGGAUGGUAUAAGAACAUACGCCAUCUGUCCUGGGUCGGUGCGAACUAAUAUACUACCUAAGGAGCUAUGGGAUGCGUAUCCUCAGGAAUACCUAACCCAGAUGCAAAAAGUGACCACUACCAUCGAAUCGCUUAUUCAAGGUACGAAAUUUUCGGAUUCUUGGGGGCAAAAUUUCGAAGAAUCGAGUAUCGGUCUCGUCGUUGAGAUUUUCGUCGAUGAUGUGUAUUUCAGGGGUCCGCCAAGUCCCUGCAACGAUGGUAUGAAAUCCAUAUUUGAACACAUGCGCCCUAGAAAGGGGGAAUAUAUAGGCGAGAAGAGGGUUUAA